GAAGGCCCUUUUUUCCCUAUUAAUUCCACAUGAGACGUAACCCCAGAAACAAAUAAUUCGAAAUUCAUCACGUCACAAGUGACAUAAUAUUUUUGUGAAUCUAUUUCGUGAACAAUUCCAUCUACAUUUUUUUUCGAAAUGCUCCAGAAUCCGCUGCUGAGGAACAUGAAAAUAAAGCAAGUGAUAACGGGUCAGCGUUCGACGCCACGACUAACGAACGCUUUUGAAAAUUUCAGUUACAUCCUCUAUUCGCACAUAGCGGCCAAAUCGCUGCGAUUAACUCUGAAGCCGGAGCAUCAGAAGCUGGCCAAAGCCCGGGAAUUGUCCUCUAUUCAAAUAUACACGUACGCGAACGGCCGCCGGGGACCGGUGUUUGAACCGCUGAAAGUCACUCCGAUAGACCGAAAGAGAAUCUAGAGCGAUAACAGCCAGAGUAAUUGAUGUGUAAAUAUAUUAUUCCAGUUGUAUUUAGUUGUCCUAACAGUUUAACUGUGCUGGUUUUAUUAUUUCAGUAAAUUUCGG
Messenger RNA from Phyllotreta striolata, 522 nucleotides. The record is from the annotation of a GenBank genome assembly. NCBI's taxonomy places the organism in Eukaryota, Metazoa, Arthropoda, Insecta, Coleoptera, Chrysomelidae.